AUGCCUGCUCUCAACGACUUUCCGAGAAGAUUCCACGACGAUGAAAAUUCAGAUGUCGAGAGUCAGGCAUCAAGCAUCGUCGCUCUUGAAGAACAGCCCACCCCAAAGUGGUAUAGUCGUAAAGCGUCAAGGUCAUGCAAGCCUCUCACAAGAGCACGCGAGUGGAAACAGAGUUCUUUAAACCCGACAGAUCCCGAAAGAAGAACGAGAAGAAAGUCAUUGUUCAGGAAACUGUUGAUCGUCUUCGUGGUGCUAGCUUGCUUUAGCGUCAUUGCAGCGAUAACAUACAUCUCCCUCGUCGGUGCACUCAUACGUCGGCUCAACCCUCCCCGAGUCUCAAGCGGACUUCAGCACAUUGUUGAUAACUGGAAAGAACCUGACGCGAACGGUGCAUACCAGUUCGAAUGGAGGGAUGACUUCAGCCGCGACAUCACCCCUAAGAACUGCCAUUCACAUAACGAUUACUGGCGCUCUGUCCCAACGUAUCAGGCUCUGGCUGCUGGAUGCGUGAGCAUCGAGGCGGACAUAUGGCUGAGUGGCGACAAUGAGCUUCUCGUCAGUCACGCAUGGAGGUCUACUAAGAAGGAACGCACUCUCCAAAGUCUCUACCUCGACCCUAUUACAAACAUCUUCACAAACCGCAACGUUUCCACGACCUCCAUAAAGGAUAAAGAAGUCGGAGUCUUUGACACAGAUCCAAAUGCUUCCAUCAUCCUCCUUAUCGAUUUCAAAAGCGAUGGCGCCAAAACAUGGCCGGUUUUGAUAUCCCAGCUGGAGCCUCUUCAUAAAAAGGGCUGGCUCACUUACUUUAAUGGCGCUGAGGUUGUCCAAGGCCCCCUCACCAUUGUCGGCACUGGAAACACUCCAUUUGACCUCGUUUUAGCAAACACGAAUCGCUACAUAUUCUUCGACGCCGCCUUGGAUGAUGUAUCAAACGAAAAAUACACAAAGGAGAACUCGUACUACGCGAGCGUGCAAUUGAAUAAGGCCAUCGGUCACAUCUGGCUCAACAGACUUACGUCAAGUCAGGUCAACACGCUCAAGAAGCAAAUCAAAGCUGCGGCAGACAAGGGACUCAAGUCACGAUACUGGGAUACUCCUUCAUGGCCGAUUUCACUGCGUGACAAGGUGUGGUUCACGCUUACUGAGAAUGAUGUCGGCAUGUUGAACGUGGAUGAUCUCACUAGUGCUACGAGGUGGAAUUGGAACUGGUGCGUCAUCGCUGGAUUAACACUGUGCGGGAAGAGUUGA
This is a messenger RNA of Lindgomyces ingoldianus, 1251 nucleotides long. RefSeq lists its product as uncharacterized. Gene Ontology annotation, biological process: lipid metabolic process. NCBI's taxonomy places the organism in Eukaryota, Fungi, Ascomycota, Dothideomycetes, Pleosporales, Lindgomycetaceae. Gene Ontology annotation, molecular function: phosphoric diester hydrolase activity. Bases 1 to 1251 code for a protein of 416 amino acids. The record is from RefSeq and is a predicted model, not a curated record. The transcript is spliced from 2 exons.